AGGUUAUUUGAUGUAAAUCUCCUUGCACCAUGAAGCCUUGCUUGUUUCAGAAAUUACUGGCUCUUAUUUCAUUGCUCCGCAUUGUAUCCUGGAUACCUCUUGGACAAGCCGCUGGUCAAUGUAAUUUCGGAGGUUCAGAUUAUGGUAAAGCGCUCACAGGUCACACAUUUAAGAAAUUCAAGGUAAACCGCCCUUCUGAUUGCGUCAUAAGAUGUGAGAAUGAACCAGGAUGUCAGAGCUACAACUACAAGCUGGAGGAAAAAAUCUGUGAACUAAAUAGCAGAUCCAAGGAGACGAGACCUAUGAACUACAUAACUGACUUGACUCGAAUUUAUAUGACUGUUAAAUUCGUUGAAGGUAUGUUUUCACGCACAGCUGCUUCAAUUCGCUUUGUUCAUGAAUCCUAAUCAGAUCAGAACGAAACAGUUUUUCGUGGAUACCAAAGAGAAAUAACUGUGCGCAUGCGGAAGGAAGUGGUAUACCGCCUACUUUUGUGGUGUGACCAUUACUCUUAGAAGAUGUUUUUCUACACCAUGACUCGAGACAAAUUGGCUGUGACAAAGAAAGACAGCAGUUUUUCAGAUAGUAGCCUCCAUGGAUGGGCUAAGCGGGAGAUUGGGAUUUGAGAAGGCUCGGCAAAUUUAUUAUUUGGCCUCCGUUUUAAACCACUUUAGCCUUGAUAAUGUCUGUCGGUGCUAUUCUUAAUUGAUAGUUUAGACUGAUUACAGUCUACUAUUUUUCCCUAAGUUUCAAGAGUAUCAGAUCCACUUUUCCCCGUUGCUAUAAACGCCUACGCUCACCUUCUCGGUUCAAUUGAAAUUAAGAUGACCGCUGGUUACAGUAAGGGCUCGAUCUUAGCGAUUUACUUCUUUAUGUGGUUACCAGAACUUGACAACUUGUGAAUUGCGCUUAAUAGGUACGUGUAUACGGCACUGAUUCAUCGGCAUUUUGUGUAGUGCCUAUUGGGUUUACUUAAAUACAGUAUAUGCUUGGCCGAAAGUAGCGAAAUAACCUACACACUGUCUGUUGUGUAGCGUGGACUAAACUACAAUGUUAGCUGGAUCCGGCUAUGUAUAUGAAACUAACAAGAAACACAAAGCGGAUGGUUUCAGGACUGAAUGCCGUGCUUCCUAAUUCUCAGUCUCUCAUGUAUUUCACGAACUAAGGAAAACAUGGAAUAGCAAGUAAAUAAAACCCACAUAUAGUAAAGAAAUCAAAUCAAUCGUUAUACUGAAAUAAGGUCUCUUCGUAUAUCGCAGAUAAAGAUGAAUCCUCUUCAAGUCCGUGGAACAUAUCUGAUGGUAGGUAGAGCUACGCGCCAUGGUACUGAAUAUAAGAAAUAUCGAUAAGGUCGUGCACUGGCCAAGUUCAAAAAACUGAGAUAUCCUCAUAACGAUAUAGUAGAGGCAGCAGCCUGUAUAUUCUGGAGCGAGCAACUUCCGUGGACUCGUGUCACGGCGUUUUUACGGACCAGUUUACUUUAACAACGGUUUUGGUGCGAAUUUAGAAUAUCUUUAAAGUCCCGAAAACCAAUCAGCAAAACCUACAGACCUAAAAAUGAUAAUCAGUUUUGCCUUUUAAUGACGUCACGUUUUCCUUUUUGAUAUCUUAUAUUUCGAAUGCGUUCAUAGACGUGGCGGAGAUUCCAUUUUCGCGGGAAAAAGUGCCGUAAGAAGUGUCUAAAAAUAAACUGGUCCGUAAAAACGCCGUGACAUAGGCGAGAAUUGCUCGCUCCUGGUUAUCCGGGCUCCUGGUAGAGGCUUAGAUUCACUACUUGAUUUCAUCUAUCACAAAACAAUUUUACAAAUAAACGAAUAUUACUUAUAUUUGCUCUUGUGAACACAAGUUAUCAAAAAUGAGACCGCAUUUCUAUUGUUUUACCUCCACCACCGCCACCACAUUUCUAUUCUUUUCCCUUCACCGCCACCACCACCAUCACAUUUCUAUUGUUUUCCUCCUUCACUGCCGCUACCACCUUUUUUAAAUCUUUCAUUCCUUUGUUUUUUUUGUCAUUUAUUUUAUAUCCGCGCUUUAUAUAUUGACAGUUCAAGGCCUUCCCUCUGUUGAAACUGUGAAUCUAAUCCUUUCAGGUCUCCUUUCUUACUGGCGGCUCAAUGGUACGGACAGUCAAGUCAAGUAAGAAAACAUAUGAAAUAAUGAAGAAAAUUCGUAGUUUUCAGGCUUGUGUGUUCUCAAACAAAAUGAAAGGUCUCCUCAAUCUCAAUCAGUCCCAGAGCCCUCGUUCCCCGUUAGUUCAUUUACUGAUUUUCUCUGUUGCAACAAGAAAUUGGACUGUGAACUCCGCACCGGCAUGUACGUGACGUGACGAUAGUCUGAUACGUUAAAUUCGCCAAUACCAGUGUUAGGCCCAGAACUAUAAGUUCUCCACUCUCUCCUGCUUCCUUCAUUCAGGAGCUUAAACAACCACCGUCGGCGACGGUGGCGAAAACGUCAUUUAAAAUGUGAAUUCUCGUUGUUUCAAACCUCGUUGUUCUUAUUCUGUCCCGUUCAAUUUGUCAAAUUUUCGCAAAUUUUUCUGGAGUUGAAAUCUUGUGUUCACGUCCUUCACAAAACGUGAAAUUAGGAAGUUUCACCUCGUAGUCUUGCAAUGUCAGCAAAGAAAUGUACAAAAUAGCGUAGUGCAUGGUCAAGGAUAACGAAGACGCGAGGGACGAGUUUGAUUCCUACCUUAUAUUGCUAUUCCCUUUAUCACGUUUACUAUAUAGGGAGUAUGGAAUACCCACCUUGAUUUUUUGAACUAGAAAUAUCUGACAACUGACAAGUAGGUUGUGGAGAACACAGUUUGAGAUCGACUUUUACUUCUCGGUUCACUAGAACAAUUACAGCAAAAAAAAAGAAAAUACAGAAUUAAUAAACGCGGACCGAAAGCCUUACAAAAACGAUAACUUAAAGUACAACAAAUGACUAAGAAAACGAGCAAAAAUUACAGGAAAAACUAUACUUACAAGAUCUGUACGGCAACUCCGGAUACAACUAAGCGACUGAUUUACAUGAACCAAAAAUAAGACUUUAUACUAAACUGGACUGAAAAUAAUGAACCUAACGAACUUACAAAAAUUGACAAUAACGAUUACGUAACGCAACGCCGAGACUAGAAUACAGAAAGAAUACGCAUAUGAAAAAAGGCUACCAAAAGACUACUCCAAGCGCGAUAACAAAGGCACUAAUUAAACUAACUUUACACAACGCAAAACAUGAAAAAAAAUAAAGAACAGGAAAAAACUCGCAGUCUCUCGUGGCUACAUGCCCGCCCCAAUGAACUAUCCAAGUCUCUUUACAGUUCAUUAAUAGAGUCACUACCUAGGCACGAGCGUAAGUCCGCGAUCCUUAAAUAGAAUUCUUAGUAGUGAUGAAAUAAAUUUCCUUUUUCACAGCUUCUGGAAAAAAAAAGGGUUCGUUUUUUUUCUAAAUUCAAUGUGGCGCUCUCUGUCCUUCAAGGAAGCAUAACUUUGUUACUGGCCUGGUAAGAACGGUUAGACUCGUCUUAACCUUUGCUGAUCUGACAUAUCCGUCUUUUCCGGGAAAGACAUCAACAACUUUGCCUAACGGCCAUUUUCCGCGAUGGACAUUUUCAUCUGCAAUCAAUACUAGAUCUCCGAUCUCCAAGCUACGACGAGGCUUCAUCCACUUUGCUCUUUCUUGUAGGGUUGGCAAAUACUCCUUUAGCCAGCGCUUCCAGAAUAUGUCUGAGAUGUACUGCACCUGUCGCCAUCGGCGCUUGCUGUAACUAUCUUCCUUGCCAAAGGACCCAACGGGCAAACUUGGAUUCGAUCUCAAUAACAGCAGAUGAUUCGGCGUGAGAGGUUCUAGGUCCUUAGAGUCGCUACUCACUGGUGUCAAAGGUCGGCUGUUCAAAAUACCUGCAACUUCGGCCAUGAGGGUUUGCAGCAUUUCAUCAGUGACGAGUUGUUGUCCCAGCAAGGCUUUAAGGAUCUUACGAAUUGAUCUAAUGAUCCUUUCCCACGCUCCACCCAUAUGUGAUGCUCCAGGGGGAUUAAAUUUCCAGAUGAUCUUUUUCUGGCGAAGAAAGUCAUAAAUCGUUGUUUGAUUCCAUUCACUUAACGACUCUCGGAGCUCUUUCUCCCCUGCACGAAAUUUUGUACCAUUGUCACUGAAGAUGGUAGUUGGACAUCCCCUCAAACUGACAAAUCUUCGCAAGGCGUUUAUAAAGCCGUCGGUGUGAAGGGAAUGUACAACUUCGAUGUGGACGGCUCUAACAGCAAGGCAGGUGAAAAGGCAACCAUAACGUUUCACGUUUGAACGUCCUUGGCGCACAUAAAUAGAACCAAAAUAAUCCACCCCCACAUGAGUAAACGGCGGUUCUUCGGACAUCAGUCUUUCCUUUGGAAGAUCACCCAUCAGCUGUUCCCCACGCACGGUACCAAGUUUCUUGCACAGAAAACAGCCACUGAUCGCGCGACGCACAGCUGAUCGUCCUUUAAUAACCCAAUACUGGUGGCGCAGGCUGGACAAAACGUACUCUUGACCCAGAUGACCGGUUUUCUGAUGAUGCUGCGAGAUGAUUAAAUCUGUCACGUGAUCUCGGUAAGGCAGAAUGAUUGGAUGCUUUGUAUCGUAGUCGAUUAGAGCGUUUUCCAGUCGUCCUCCAACUUUUAGAAUUCCCAUCUCGUCCAGCAACGGAUGAAGUUUGCGUAUAUGCCCAGCCAUCUUUAGGUUCUUCAGCUCGGAAGUUGCCUGACGCGAGUGCUGUAAUGAACCAAUCCUUUGCAAGGCCUGGAUGACUUCGGGAAAUGAAAUUCUCUGUGUGUGCUUGAUAAUCUCCUUUUCAGCUUCUUUCAUUUCGUCUACCGACAGGACUCUUCUAUUUACACUACUCUUAACUUUGGAACUGAUUGGUCUUCGACUGUAUCGCUCAAUGAACCACGUUCUAAAUCUAUGUAACCAGGCCACUGCCCUCUUUAAUAAUUCCCAUGAUGAAUGGCGCUCGAUCAAACUUGAAAGAACAUCUCCACUUUGAUGGCCAGACGAUGAUUGGCUGUUAGACUGAGCACGUUUGAUCUCUGGAUCGUCAUCGGAUAACUCCGGUUCAAGAAGUGUAGGAUCACGAGGCCAAAAUUCAUCUCUCCUGGUUAGAAACUUCUUUGCCGUUAGAACAACUGGAGCGACCAACCCAAGUGGAUCAUAAACGGAGCUCAUCAUGCUGAGUAUUCCCCGACGGGUAUUUGGUCUGUCUCUUAGGGUAACCUUGAAAGUAAACUCAUCUUUCUCUAAAUCCCACUUGAGCCCCAGCGUCCGUUGGAUCGGUGGGUUUACUUUGUCCAGGUCAAGGUCAAGUACUGACGGGGCUCUCUCAACUCGCGGGAUGCAGUCCAAGACCUCUGAACUGUUACUCAACCAUUUGGUUAAUCGAAAUCCUCCUUUGGACAGAAUGCUUCUUAGCUGAUGCACAAAUUCCACACCGUUUUUUGCAGAUUUAACCGACUUGAGGCAGUCAUCAACGUAAAAGUUUCUUUUGACUGUCCUGACCACUUCUUCCGGGAAUUCGUCUUUGUUAUCUUCUGCUGUCCUUUUCAAAGCGAAGUUGCAACAACUCGGUGACGACGUUGCACCAAACAAAUGAACUUCCAUACGAUAAUCGACUGGUUGCUGAUUCAAGUCACCAUCCGGCCACCAGAGGAAUCUAAACGCGUCUUGGUCGUCUGGUGGUACUCUAACUUGAUGGAACAUGCACUCGAUGUCAGCUAAUAACGCGACUCGUUCUUCCCGGAAUCUCAUCAACACGCCAACUAUAGAAUUAGUCAAGUCCGGUCCAGUAAGAAGCUGAUCGUUAAGAGAUGUUCCUCCGUACUUGGCUGGACAGUCGAAGACUACUCUGGUUUUUCCAGGCUUGUUGAGCACAGGGUGGUGAGGUAAAUACCACAGCGGCCGCUUGUCGUCUACAUGAACCUCGUUACACGGUACCUUUCUUGCGUGUCCCUUAGCAAUGUACUCCUCCAUGGUGGUCUUGUAACUUUCAAAGAGUUUCUCAUCUUGUAGAAACCUUCUCUUCAGUACUUGAAGCCUUCGUUCUGCCAUGGGCCGAUUAUAAGGCAGGAAUGGUGGGUACUGUCUCCAGGGAAGCGCCACCUGAUAAUGACCUUGAUCAAGUUUCACAGAUCGUUCCAUGAUUGCAAGAGCUUUCUUGUCUUCCACUGACAUGCACACGUUAGAGUCACCCGCCAAGCCGUAAUUCUCUAUGGCCCAGAACCUUUCGACUUGCUGCAUGAGACAAUCUUUUCUCGCUGACUCCACCAAGCGAACAAAGUUAACAUUCAGAUGGCGUUCUCGGCAAUCGAUGCGUCCCACUGGGCGCAUGAGUGUCCAACCAAGAGGUGUUCGAAUGGCAUAUGGCUCUCCUCUAUUACCACGCCUUUCUUCUAAUACCCAGAAGGCCUCUGCUGGCGCGUUAGUGCCUACGAUUAAUCGGACUUCUUUCUCGCUAAUACUUUGUAACUUUAUGUCUUCAAGGUGAGGCCACUGUUUUGUAUCUUGCUCUGAUGGGAUACUUCGGCGUGAGGCGUUCAGUCUAUCAACAGUCCAUAGUCUUUUAACUUCAACCUUGUCAGUACCAUCAAGUGACUCUACGGUUAGGCUGAUCUCACGACCAACUCUUGGGCUGUCUUCUCUUUCUUGAGUUGUCAGGAAGAAUGUAUUUUCUUGCCCUCGAACUCCAAGCUCCCUCGCUAGCGUCUUGUCGCAUAAGGAGAUAUCUGAACCGCUGUCUAGAAGUGCGUACGUUUCCACUACCUUGUCUGCAUCGCGACUUCGGACUUUCACAGGGACCACCCUCAGGCAAACCUUUCCCCCUCCUGUUGAGGUACUGUUAGUCUGUCCACUUGAUAACAGCGUGCCAUUGCUUACUUGGGUUCCUUGUUCAACCGAGACUCUGGUUCUGUUUUCAACUGAUUGCUGUGAGGGCGGAGGGUGAAGUAAAGUAUGGUGUCGUCUCUUACAACCUUGGACUUCACAUGUACUCCCUGCUAAGCAUCCCACUGCAAUGUGACCGUACUUGAAGUAAUUAUGGCAUAACUGAGCUUUCCUCAUCACUUGUAGACGUUCUUCGAAAUUCUUCUCUAUAAAAAUCUUGCAUUUCGCUAAGGGGUGAGCUGCAUUGCAUACCGGGCAGACUGCAUAUCUCGUAGAUGGUGCUUCUUUGUGACCAGGUGAACUCAACUGUCCUUCUCUGAAAUCGAUCUCUUGAGUACUGAAUGCGUUACCGCGCUCAUCGGGCAAUGUAGCUCUUUUAGGCUUAGGCUUACGUCUCUGACUAUCCGAUCUGCCUCGUGCGUCGUCUAUCACGCAACCAAACACAGGGUUAUUUGCAGCUCUCGCCUUGAUUUUGACAAAUUCUGCAAUGUGACUAAUGUUCGUUCUUUGACCUGCUUCCUGGAUUUGAUCUGCUACUUCAACAAAUUUAGUCCUGAGAUGAAACGGCAGCCUCUGAACAAUUCUUCUUAGGUUGUCGGCGCUAUUGAUUUCAUCCAGGUAGCCAAUAGAUUCAAGUGUAUUUUCGCAAUCCUUUAACUGGUCAGCAAAUGCUAAUAAUCCUGUACGAUCUGAAGGCUUCAGAGGAGGACCUUCUGUUAGCUUGGUCACGUACUGCGAGGCAAUUCAGAAGGGAUGUCCGAACCGUUCUUCAAGUAGCCUUCUUGCAGCUUGAUAUCCUAGGGAAGGAUCCUUGUACAAAAAACAUUUGAUCGUGUCCUUUGCUACACCCGAUGUGUACUGAAGAAGGUACAUCAGCUUCUCGCUUUCGCUAGCUGCAUUAGAGACGAUGCUUGUUUCAAACGAUUUAAUAAAAUUCCAGUACUGGAGGGGAUCACCAUCAAAGAUUGCCAAAUCCUUCUUCGGCAACGCAAACCCCUGUUUUAUGGUUAACGCCAUCUUGCCUAUAAAUUCUUCAGGCAAAAUAUAUUCGUUUUCUGAAACAGAGGAGGCUGUGCUGGAUCUGGCUAGUGGACCUUUGAAUUCUAGCGCAUUGGGAUUCAACUGUGACUGUGAACGUUUGGAUUCAAUUGAUUUCUGUCCGCCUCUGGGCUCAGGGUCUUCCUGCUUAUAGCCGCUUGUAGCUCGUCCUUCAACUCCUUUAUCAAACGGAUUCAGCUCUUUAAACACCUCCGGAAGAUUACGGUAAUCGAUAUCUUCAUCUUGCAACAACUUAACUUGCAGGUCUGUUUUUUGGACUUCAUACUGUGCCUCCAAAACUUCUAACUUUAAUUCAGUCUCUUCCUCCUGACGUAAUAAUUCUUGCUUUUGCGUUAACUGUUUCAGCUUUAAAUGAGCUAACGCUUGCUUGGCCUUCAGCUGUCUAAUAGAUAAAUGCGCGGUGCUGACGACAUCUUCAGGCUGUGUGUCUAUAUCUUCGUGAGUUACAACUGGCACCUUUACGCUAGGAAUCCAUUGUUCAAUUCUUGAUUCAAAAUUCAUCUUUCGGUUGCAAUGUUCUUUAAAAUAACGUGCUUCGCUUUCCCAUUCUUCUAAGUUUCUAGAUAAAGUGGCAAUGUAAUCGUAAUGCGCCUUCUCGAAGCGAGCAAAGACUUCGUCAAUGUCCAAUAAUUUCUCCGAAACUUCAUUGACAUUCUUUGAAUCAUUUAAGAGUUCUUCAGUUUCUCGGUACAACGUGGUUAUUCUCGACAAGUACCCAGCUCUUGAAUUUUUCAGUCGCAGACUGUCUAAAGCAUCUUCAGAAUGAAAACGGCGUCUUCUUUGCCACUCCCUAUCAACUCCGGAACACAUGACAUCCACUAACAGAUCUUUGAAUGCAUGUAGAGAACACUCUCGUACAGUUUGAGAUCGACUUUUACUUCUCGGCUCACUAGAACAAUUACAGCAAAAAAAAAAGAAAAUACAGAAUUAAUAAACGCGGACCGAAAGCCUUACAAAAACGAUAACUUAAAGUACAACAAAUGACUAAGAAAACGAGCAAAAACUACAGGAAAAACUAUACUUACAAGAUCUGUACGGCAACUCCGGAUACAACUAAGCGACUGAUUUACAUGAACCAAAAAUAAGACUUUAUACUAAACUGGACUGAAAAUAAUGAACCUAACGAACUUACAAAAAUUGACAAUAACGAUUACGUAACGCAACGCCGAGACUAGUAUACAGAAAGAAUACGCAUAUGAAAAAAGGCUAACAAAAGACUACUCCAAGCGCGAUAACAAAGGCACUAAUUAAACUAACUUUACGCAACGCAAAACAUGAAAAAAAUAAAGAACAGGAAAAAACUCGCAGUCUCUCGUGGCUACAUAGGUAUUUUACCUGUUAGGCUUGAUAGCCGUAUCUGCCGUCAUAUAACCUAACAGCAACCUAAAGGUGUUCUUUGAUACUUAAAACUCAUUCAGAACCUUCGUUUUUCUCCGAUGGGUCUUUUGCAAAGUUGCUCCUGCGUAGGCUAAGGCACGUAUACUCUUUAGGGUAUUCGCGUCAGGACAGUAACUUAACUGGGUUCUGUUGCGUAAAGUACUGUAGGAACUCUACCCUGCAGAGCUCUAUGUGAAGAGAGAAUUAGCCGCGUGAGACAACAUAAACUGUCGUUAUGUCCUUUUGCAGCUUAAAGGGAUCUGCUAGAUACGAGGAGCAAGAUGGAAGGACAACUCUGUAUACAGAUGGAAGCAGUGGGACGUUCGCGGAGACUCCGUCUCUUCCCAUCCAUCGCACAAACCUGACAAUCGCCGCAUGGAUCAAAAUGAAGACCUCGGGGGCGAAAGAGUAUACAGUUUAUGGCGACUGGUCUAAUACUCCGUCGUUUCGAUUGUCUAUUAACCAGAAUAGUCACUUUUGUGCCCAGGCGAGAAAUGAAUAUGAUAUAGAUGUUCUGGGAUUGUGUACAAGGUAGGUAUUAUCACGUGUCUUUAUUAUAUGUUAUAUGUCGGUAUAGUCGUCUCAUCCAUCUGAUUAUUGCCACGAGUGGCAUCGAAUGGUCGUAUUCAUGAAAUCUCUCCAGGCUUUACUAAUCACAGGCUAGUCUCUCACAAAGAUGCCAAUCUACAAUCCGCUGGCCACGCGUACUCAACUCGUUCCAUAGAGUACUCUUACACACAGCCGACAGCCAUUAGGGAUUACUACAAGUAUUUCUUCUACCCAAGGACAAUUACAGAAUGGAACAAACUCCCAAGGGAUACAGCAUUGUCCAAUUCACUGGCUGCUUUUAAAAAUGCAAUUUCAAACAUUUAUUGACGCUUUUAUUACUUUGCACUCAUAAGCGCUAUUUCUGUCACUUUUGUUUUCCUUUGUUUGUUUGUUUGUUUGUUUAUUUUUUCUAGAGCGGUCUAAAAUGCUCAAUAUUGAGUAAAAGACCUAAAUGGUAAAUAAAUAAAUAAAUAUAUAAACUGGUAAUAGUUGACACUACAGCUGCCCCCGUUCUGUAUAUUGUCGGUCAAUAGUUAUUCUUGCUCGUUGUGUAGCUCUGAAAUAUACCGAUUCAUAAUGAAGAUUUUCACACAUAUUCCAUACAAUAGGUGAGAUAAAUACAGGAAACGCAAGGGUCCACGCACAGUUUCAGCGCGAUUUACACAACUUUGAUCAAAACAUUCGCAGUUUCGAGAAAAGUUUAUUCUAAACCAUAAGAAAAGAUUUAUUAGAAGUUGAAUUUUUCGCUAUUUCUCUUUACUUUUUACAUCCAGUUCAUGUUAUUUGCCGGAAAGUAAGCCUUGGAAAUUAAAAGGACGUUUGAUCGAUUCACGCUUGCGCAUUCUAGUCUUAUUUGAAACUUUAUAACGGAAGGACAUCUGUGAGCAGGGAAUAAGUCAGCACAGAAUUUGAUUGUCGGCGAAUUUCUGUUAUUUCUGUAAUCGUCCAUCGUUCGAUAAGCUAGCCAUUGUUCACUCGUCUUGGUUGUUUGGGGCUGAGUCUUAUUCCGGUCAAAGAGAGAGAAAGAGUGUCUGGCAAGGUUUCCAAUAUAAAUCAAAGAUUUGUGAACUCGUGUCUUGCAAACUCUCCAAGUGUUUAUACAUACACAGUUAAACGCACCUUCUAACCUCAUCUGCGCUUAACGAGUGUCUUUUGGUCCAUAACUUUCAAAACAACUGCUCCACAGAAUGUUACUGCGUAACACAAAAGAGUAUCGGAGUAUGAGCGCACAAUAAAUGUCACAAAAUCUACCUGACCGGUCCCUUCGGGAUUUUCUGUCUUUACGUCAUCCUAACCGUUUCGUACUUGCGGGCGCAAACAAUAGAAACGUCAUCAUUACCUACCGAUUCCUCGCAGCCCCUGUUCAAGCAAAUCGAGAUUUUUUCUAUAUUGACUGUAUGACUGUAUAUUUCAACCGUAAGUACUUUCCUUAAUAAACGCGCGAGUUACUAGAGUGCCUCCUCGGGAUUUCGCCUUCUGGGCGAAAUCCCUGCGGGGGCAAUAAUCAAUCAUCAAUAACAUCCACGAGUAUUCUGCGAUACGCAAUGAGUAAUCGAACAUAGGGAAAAACGCUUUCCGGGGUGAAAACAAGUUGAUGCAAACUCCUAAUUCGCUGACCUUGAUGUGACUGCUUUCGUGAGAGUAUUUUUUCGUGCGCGGGUGAACUUGAUUCCAUGUUUGCUGGAUUUCGUGAACUGUUCAUGUUUUUAACCAAGUAACCCAAUCAGCUAGGGCGGAACCAGAACCUUCAGAAAAGGGCGGGGGGAUAACUUGCCAGCUUUUUGAUACUAUUUAUUUUUCCGAGAAUUGUUAAAUUUGAGGGACAAAGUGAGGGGGGAGCAGGGGAGGCUGUCCCCUCGAACCACCGCUAAAUCCGCCCUUGCCACGAAAGCCUGGUUUUCGUAUGUCGGGAAAAUCCCAGACGAUGGGGAAUUUUAAUUAUUGCCGACCAUCCCAGAUUUUGCCGAUAUAUCGGAUAAUCGCCAGAAGUCUAUACCAGAUUCUCGAGAGAAGCCGUGUUUAUUUGUGAUAGGGGACUGGAGCCCAGCAAUGUAGGGGAUUGGUAUUGAGCGAAAUCCAUCGCCGACGUCCCCGACGGUACAAAUUUGAGUUUUCAUUUGUCGGGAAUGAUCGACGACCAUGGCAGAAAUCUGGGACGCGUCCGGAAAAUAGAACGCCCGAUUCUUCAGAUUUGUCCCCGUCCAUCCAAGACGAUCGGGAAUAUCUAAGAUUUCGAGUUUUCAUCAGUCGGAAAAAUCUGGGACAGUCUGGAAACAGUAAAAUGCCCGAUCGUCUGGGAUUUUCUCGACAUAUGAAAACCAGACUUAAAGUGUAUUAUGAAUUCCGCUCUCGUAUCACGAGAAGAGAGCCAUGAGGCCUCCUCAACUGGCAUAAAUUUUCAUUAGACUCUCAGCCUCAUAUAAAAAUUGUUGAAUAGCUAAACAAGUAUAACUGUCAACGUAAACAGCAGUAUCAGUUAGAUACUUGGAGUGUAGUUUCUCGGUAAGGUGAUGUUUGUUGAAAAGUUCGCCAUCUUGGAUUCACCAUUUUGAAUUAAUUCAAAUGUAAUAAAUUCACUAUUGUCAAAUUAAUCGAGAGGAAUGGGCUAAAAAAGUAAAUGCCACCCAUGACAUAUCAAUCCCCUCUCUAUUUUUUGCAGAGAUGCUGUCCGAGUUAACAAGUGGAGUCACGUGGCAAUGACUUGGGGACGAACAGAAGGUACUCUAAGGCUUUUCAUAAACGGAGAGAUGAAUACGAGUAAGAACGUGACAAGCAACUCAAUGGACAUCAAGAAUUCAGGCCAUUCAGUGUACGACAUUGGCUUAAAGAGAGAUGACGGGGAAACUACUCAUGCGUACUACAGUGACCUCAUGGUGUUUAGUCGCGAGCUACGCUUUUCAUCCAUUGAAAAUGUGAAUCAGAUAAAGGAACAUCUUGUUCUUAAUCACCCGCUGUACGCUUAUAUUUAACUUUUUAAGCUUAUGCUUAUGUCAUCGGCUUGCCCCAGGGGUAGGAAAGCGAGCCUUGCCGGAGAAUACAAGGGAAUGGAUUGGAUUUACUGCUCCUGAGGAAGGAAAGAUUUUACGACAUUGAGUUCGCGGGAAAGGGGUGGGAGUUUUCAAAUUUAAUCGCGGACAGCAAUAUGACUGGGGUGUCACGGGGAUUUAAGACUUUCCCCAAACCAUA
This is a messenger RNA of Porites lobata, 13059 nucleotides long. Lineage: Eukaryota; Metazoa; Cnidaria; Anthozoa; Scleractinia; Poritidae. The record is from the annotation of a GenBank genome assembly.